UCCUUGCCGCUGCACCUCUGCUUCUUUUCUUUCGGCAACCGCACGCGCUUCCACGCGCUGCGCAAAAUGUUCCUGAAUUUGGACCGACCGUGCUGAAUCCUCGUCGCAAGCGGAAAAGUGUCGCGAUCGUCGUGUGAAAAUGUGUGCGAGGGGGACAGCGGAGUACGACGAGGAACUUUGGGGCCCGAAAGAGGAGAAGGAGCCACAGCUGGUGACCAUAGACAUCGGUAAAGAUCUUCAACCUGAGCGGCAGGAGCCACAGCCCCCUCACAUUAAAGAGGAAGAGGAGGAUGUAGAGGUCCACCACAUUAGAGAGGAAGAGGAAUUGGAGACCACUCGCAUUAACAAAGAGGAGGAAGAAGAGCGCCCCCACAUCAAACAGGAAGAGGAGGAGGAGGAGGAUAUCGCCAAGUUUUCGACUGAUGUCCCUUUGAAGAGUGAAGGUGACGGUCGAAGAGAGGAGAGCAAAAGGGCGGAGCCUCCAAGUAGCAGCUCAAGUCAACGCAUGACAACAGAAGGCGAUGGAGACCCCGAUGGAGGAUCACAACAAGAUGGCCUCUUAGCUCCACUAUCAGACAGUGAUGGCAUGAUGUCACAAUCUCCGAACACUGAUGAAAAUUAUGAUGAUAAACAGUCUGAAGGUGAUAUGGAAAUUCCCACUGACAAGAAACAAUGGAAAUGUUCUCAGCUUGGGAAAACCUUUGCUGACAAGAAGGGUUUGAAAGAACACAAGAUAACACAAACUGGAGAGAAACCUUUUGCCUGCUCAUAUUGCGGUCAAAGAUUCACUCGGAAGCAAACCUUGAAAAUACACACAAAAACACACACUGGCGAGAAACUUUUUUCCUGCUCUUAUUGUGGGCAAAUAUUCUCUGAUAAGGGACAAUUAAAAAGACACACAAGAAGACACACUGGUGAGAAACCUUUUUCCUGUUCAGUUUGCAGUAAAAGAUUCACACAGAAGGGAACCUUGAAAAUACACACAAGAACGCAUACUGGAGAGAAACCUUUUUCCUGCUCAGUUUGUGGUCAAAGAUUCACUCAGAAGGGAGAUUUGAAAAUACACGCAAGAACCCACACUGGUGAGAAACCUUUUGUCUGCUCAGUUUGCGGUCAAAGAUUCACUUAUGAGGGUCAAUUCAAAAUACACACAAGAACCCACACCGGAGAGAAACCUUUUUCCUGCUCAGUUUGUGGCCAAAGAUUCUCACAGAGUAAAACCUUCAAAAUACACACAAGAACACACACUGGUGAGAAACCUUUUUCGUGCUCCGUUUGUAGUAAAAGAUUUACUCAAAAGGGACAAUUAAAAGUGCACUCAAGAACCCACACUGGUGAGAAACCGUUUUCCUGCUCAGUUUGUGGUCAAAGAUUCUCUGUAAAGGGAAGCUUAAAAAGACACACAAGAACCCACACUGGUGAGAAACCUUUUUCCUGCUCAGUUUGCAGUAAAAGAUUCACGAGGAAGGGAGAUUUAAAAAUACACACCAGAACGCACACAGGAGAGAAACCUUUUGCCUGCUCACGUUGCAGUAAAAGAUUCACGAGGAAGGGAGAUUUAAAAGUACACACAAGAACACACACUGGAGAGAAGCCUUUCUCCUGCUCAGAUUGCAGCCAAAGAUUCUCUGAUGAGGCACAAUUAAAAACACUCAAGAACCCACACUGACGAGAAACGUUUUUUUCUGCUCACUUUGUGAUCAUAGGUUCUCUCGUAAGACACACGGGUGCUGGUGAGAAUAGCAGUGAUCAAAGUCUUUUAAUGACGAUGGAAAUGUUUCAUUACAAUGUGAGUGACUUACAAAAAUGUCCAGUCUUUUUUUGUUAGGCUUUGUGUUUUGUGUUCAUUUUUUGUCUAUCUACACACAUACAUAUAUACACACACACACUGAAGGAGGAGUUGAGUGACGCCAUGGAGAAUGACUUCCGGACGGCUUUGAGAAAAUUCUGGUCCACCGUCCGGCGUCUCAGGAGGGGGAAGCAGUGCGCCAUCAACACUGUGGAUAGCGGGGAUGGGGCGCUGCUGCUCUCGACUCGGGACGUUGUGCGUCGAUGGGGAGAAUACUUCGAAGACCUCCUCAAUUCCACCGACACGCCUUCCCGUGAGGGAGCAGAGUCGGGGGUCUCUGGGGUUGAGGUCACCGAGGUGGUUGAAAAGCUCCUCUGUGGCAAGGCCCCGGGGUUGGAUGAGAUUCGCCCGGAGUUCCUAAAGGCUCUGGAUGUUGUGGGGCUGUCCUGGUUGACACGCCUCUGCAACAUCGCGUGGACAUCGGGGACAGUGUCUCUGCAUUCGCAAACUGGGGUGGUGGUCCCCCUUUUUAAGAAGGGGGACUGGAGGGUGUGUUCCAACUACAGGGUGAUCACACUCCUCAACCUCCCUGGUAAGGUCUAUUCAGGGGUGCUGGAGAGGAGGGUCCGUCGGGAAGUUGAAUCUAAGAUUCAGGAGGAGCAGUGUGGUUUUCGUCUGCAGGGUCCUCGAGGGUGCAUGGGAGUUCACCCAACCAGUCUACAUGUGUUUUGUGGACUUGGAGAAGGCGUUCGACCGUGUCCUUUGGGGACUCCUGUGGGGGGUUCUUCGGGAGCAUGGGGUGCCAAACCACCUGAUCCGGGCUGUUCGGUCCCUGUACGACCGGAGUCCAAGUUUGGUCCGCAUAUCUGGCAGUAAGUCGGAC
Molecule: messenger RNA, 2672 nt
Organism: Phycodurus eques (leafy seadragon)
Lineage: Eukaryota; Metazoa; Chordata; Actinopteri; Syngnathiformes; Syngnathidae
Product: gastrula zinc finger protein XlCGF57.1-like
Exons: 3
Coding region: 140-1669 (509 amino acids)
Biological process (GO): regulation of transcription by RNA polymerase II
Molecular function (GO): RNA polymerase II cis-regulatory region sequence-specific DNA binding; DNA-binding transcription factor activity, RNA polymerase II-specific
Source: RefSeq, a predicted model, not a curated record